UGAAUCAGUUCUGAAGACUUACAGGCCCUUUCUUACAGUGCAGCUUCUUUCAUUUGCGUUGCUUUGGAAACGACCCUCCAAAUGGUGGUGUCAGCGCUUGGAAGCCUUGUCUUCGAUAUCGAGGUAGCCCUCACCGAGGACAAGACAACGCAUGGAGAUGUCCGCCCGCAAGCUCGUGUGGAGCACCUCUUGAUACAGAGGCUCGAGGCGCUUUCAAGGCCUGCGUGCCCUUUCGCUCGCGAGCUGCUCUUCCAUGUACAGCGGAUAUGCUCUGGCGCCGUUGGCCAAGACAUCCCGGACGUCCAAGCCCUGGCCGCUGAGUUGGCCUCGCUAGGAUAUUAUGUCACUGUUCGAAGCGCACUACAAGGCAAUGGCACAGACUGCUUUAGAUCUCUUCGCCACGAGUUCGUCCUGGUUCGCGGCAGCGGCGAGUUCAGCGGCAUGGAGUUCAUCGUUGAGCCCGCCCUGCGCCAGCACUUCGCCAUCCCGCACCCCUCGCCCGAGUACUCCGCCGCGCUCAGCCACGUGUCCGAGGUCUUCGUGGGCGGGAGCUGCCGUCUGGUGCCUGUCGUACAGCUGCUGUGCGCGCUGAUGGCUGACUCCUUCGAGCGACAGGGGCUGGCGCUGCCGCCCUGGCGCAAGGAGCAAGCCAUGCUCAGCAAGUGGUUGCCCCUACCGCACAGGCUCCGCGACAGGCAGGUGACGCCGCCGCCGCAAGCAGCGGCCGCGGCGAAGUGCGGCAUCGUGACGGAAGCGGCGGCGCAGUCGGCUUUUGAUGCCGCCAUCGAGACGGUCGACAGCGCCGCUAGCAAUACCAGCACUGACAGCGGAGACGGCUGGAGCAGCGGCUCCAUGGAUUGCAGUCCGGUGUCAGUGCUGCCACCGCCGCCGCGGCAAGGGGAUUCAGCUGCAACGGUUUCAACGAAGUUUUUCGCCGUACAUGGAUUCCAACCGCUGCUGACGUCGACGGCGGUGGCGGCGACGGCGAUUGGAGGCGCUAGCGGCGGCGGCGAUGAGGAUAUGCCUGCGCUGACGGCGGCCGCGGCAGCCCAGGGUUGCCCUGGCGUCAUGCGCGGCCGCGGCGGCGGCUGCGGCGGCGGCUGCGGCAACUGCUUGAAGCGCGCUUUCGGAUACGACAGUUGCAUGGACAUGAACGGUCUUUGCGGCGGCAUUGGCGGCGGCAGCGGUGACGGCAGCGACUGUGGCGGCAACGGUAAACAUGGGCUGCUCGCCGCUCGGAUUGCCGAGUCGGCGCGAACUGUCGCCGCUAACGGCGAUGGCGACGGCAGCGGCGAUGGUGGCGUGCACGACCGCAUUCGCACUCGACCGCCCGUUCACCUCGGAGAGAUGGCCAUUCGCGUUGUCAAGCUCGUGGGUUUUAACUUACCCGAGGAAAGCCAGCCGCAGCAGCAGCAGCAGCAGCAACAGCGUCAGCAUACCGCACACGUCGUGCAGAACCAACCGCCGCCGGUGUCGCAAGUGCUGCAACAACAGCGGCAACAGCCACAACAUAGCCGGCGUAACCUGCAAGCGCCGCCGCCGCCACUAGAUCUAGGAUUUCAGCGACACACCCGCAACGCCGCCGCAGCCGCUGCUGCGGAAGCGCUUCUUCUGCCGUGGCGGCGGCAACUGCGCCACAGAGCGGUCUAGGAAGAGAUCUUGUCGCCAUGCACCAGUUGAGAGUUGUGCCAGUGGUGGUGCUGAUGGUGCGGGUGGUGGGGCGCUAAGCUCGGUCGCCUACUGAACUCGGAUCCAGUCAAGCAAAGCAGCUGACUAUGGCUUUAGGUGCCGUAUAGCCGUACAACACAUGGAGGGAUGGAUGGGGACGAUUGGGACAUGACGAACGUUGGGUUGUCGUAGGGUUGGUAUCAGUUGUUUUGUGCAAUGUGCAUUCGUGGGCGUGUGCGCGUUUUUUUCAUUAGCUGCCGCUGCGUUUGGUGUUGGCUGAUGGUGUUGGCGUGGGCUGUGAGAGUGUUGCAAGCGUUGCAAGCGUUGCAAGCGUUGCAAGCGUUGCACGUGUUGCACGUGUUGCACGUGUUGCACGUGUUGCACGUGUUGCACGUGUUGCACGUGUUGCACGUGUUGCACGUGUUGCACGUGUUGCACGUGUUGCACGUGUUGCACGUGUUGCAAGCGUUGCACGUGUUGCACGUGUUGCAAGCGUUGUACGUGUUGCAAGCGUUGCAGUGGCAGCGAAGAAGUUGAUUUUGUGCUUCGUUGGGGUGUGUGCUUCAUAAGACGUGCCUUCAUGUAUGCCGUGCUAAUUGGGGGCGGUCCUCUUUCGCUCCGACGUGCGUGUCAAUCACAUGCCCAUCCUGUGUCUUUUCUUUAUCCUUUACUACUACUACUAAUACCACUACGAAGGUACUUCACAGCACAGCAGAAUCCCUCCUGUGCUUAUUCGGCACUUGGCAGCUGCCCUGCAGCCAAACAAGCUCGUUGGUCAACGACCCGGUGCUGCGGGUUUUCGGCUUUGUGUGCCUUUGGCUUUGAGAGACUUACAUCGGAUGUGCCGGAUGCUACGACGAUCGGGAAUACGUGCGAUCGGGUUUUGUCCGCUGCUGCAGCGGCCCUGCAGUCGUGUUGGUUGGUCGUCUGCGGUACGUUACGGGGGGCAGGCAGCGCUGUUUCUCUUUGCUGUUGUUUGGAAUGAUGAGUAAGUUUUGACGAAGCUGGAUAGGUGGCGUAGGACACUCCUUAGGUAGUAGGUAGAUGUAGAGCGGCCCACAGUUCAGGCGGCCCAUGGGUCAUGAGCCAGUAGUAUCGCAGAACGCAGAAUGCUAAACAGGAAAGCUCCAUACGAUCCGGACUUAGGUCAUAGACAUGUAGUUAUAGUCCUCUCGACAGAAGCUUACACUGGGGAGAUAUCGUCUGAUUUAUGAUCAUGUCGGUUGCGCCCAACUGUUGCGCCCAGUUGUUAGUGUCCGUUGUCAGUUUGUUUUAUUUCGGUUGCAAACGAACGUUGAAUCGGACCUCGGGAGUUGAUGCAGUUGAUGCUGUUGUCUGUGAGGGUUGCGAGGGGCCAGUCGAUACGACUGCGGCUCCAGGCGGAGAUCUUUCCAAAGGGGACGAGGGAGGGGGGUUUGGAUGGUUGACAGCCUAUAGGCGUGUCGAAUUGUUCAUCGGGGUUGUCAGCAUGGAUGGGAUGAUCCUGGCAGGGGGCAGGGGCCUCUGACGGUUGCAACUUUCAUCAAGUUGUUGAUGUUGAUCCAUUGUUCAGUGGAGGCGCUGCAUUCCGGAAGCAGUUGGGCUUCCGCAUAAGGCUCGUGGCUGUAGGGUUGUCGCCCUGCUGGUGGUUGAGGCCCUGUGUGGCUGUGGGCCCGGUAGCUGUUGUGCAGCGUUCGUGGGGGCCGCGAGGGGUGUGAGGGGCGUCAUGGGUCCAUGGCGUUGCAAACACCGCCUGCUGCAUUGUUUGCAUGGCGACGGGGACGAGUAAUCAAGGUGUACAGAGGUGUCGCUUUUUAGGUGGAACGUACAGGAUCUUUGUUUCGACGCCGCUGCGGCAGAACUCCCUCUAGGAAGGGAAUGGAGCACGAGAGCACGGUAUAUAGAAGGGAGCUAGUGCGCGGCGUUAAGCAUGUGCACGGAGUUGAUGCGUUGGACAUAAACAACGCGUGAAUGUGCAGGGAUGUUGGGAUCGCAGGUUGAAACUGCGCUCGAAAGUGUGUUUGAAGGCAGGAGCGAGGAGACAGAGGAGCGUUGUUGCAUGCAUGUGUGGCUACUUUUACCGUACAUCAUAACCGUUGCUUUUCUUACAUGACGGUUGGUGCAUUUCCAUGGUAAUGAGGGAAAGAGCUUAGCAAGGCAAAUUGUUCCGUUAUGUGCUCUUCAGGCUUGUAGCUGCAAUACGGUUAUAUCGCCGUUGGUUGCGCUGCUGCUGCUGCUGCUGCUUGCUUAGGCACCCCAUGCCAAACAAUUUUGUCUCGUCGCGUUUUACGAUGAUGGGUGGCAUUUGUAUAGCAUACGCCUGACCUCCUGUUUUGCAGUUAAGGAAGCGGAAUGGUGCACGGAACGUUCUCAUCAUCGCAGAAUGGUAUGUGACGUCGGAAUACAUAGUCAAAGAAGGAUUGCCAAUAUGAGUUGUGUUUGUCGUGUGUGGCGCGAUGUGGUCUGCGCUGAGUGGAAUAAAUAAAAGCGUUGGUGGGGUUAUUGCCUUGGCUCGUAGAUAUGUUCUUGCAUACGGCUAAUAUGCAUUCAACAGCAUGGACGUAACCGGUAAAGGUCUGUACCAUUUUUGUUGGGAGGUCCGCCCCAUGUAGAGGUAUGUAGCUGUUGACCUAAUUGACUGGAAAACACCUCGUGUAAGUCCUGACGAUGUCC
Molecule: messenger RNA, 4320 nt
Organism: Astrephomene gubernaculifera
Lineage: Eukaryota; Viridiplantae; Chlorophyta; Chlorophyceae; Chlamydomonadales; Astrephomenaceae
Source: the annotation of a GenBank genome assembly